Molecule: messenger RNA, 1204 nt
Organism: Aphidius gifuensis
Lineage: Eukaryota; Metazoa; Arthropoda; Insecta; Hymenoptera; Braconidae
Gene: wuho
Product: tRNA (guanine-N(7)-)-methyltransferase non-catalytic subunit wdr4
Exons: 1
Biological process (GO): RNA (guanine-N7)-methylation
Cellular component (GO): nucleus; cytosol; tRNA methyltransferase complex
Molecular function (GO): protein binding; tRNA (guanine(46)-N7)-methyltransferase activity
Source: RefSeq, a predicted model, not a curated record
AACAGGCAACAUGAGUUUUUCAGUGCAUGGCUCUUUUAUAAUUGUUUGUAGUUGUGAAAAUAUAUUAAUUUACAAUAUAAAUAAUGGAGAAGAAUCAAUAUUGAAAAUUCCAAAUAUAAAUAUUAUUACAAAUACAAGUAAUAAUUUAUUAAAACAACACAACAAUUCAGAUGUUGAUACAUGUCAUGGAAUAACCUCAAUUGAAUAUUCCAAUGAUGGUAAAUACAUAUGUUUAUGUACAAAUCGUAAACAAUUAUGUUUAUAUGACAGAUUAAAUAAUAAUAAAUUAGUGUCAAAUAGAACAUUAAUUAGAGCAGCAAGUAGAGUUAGAUUAACACCAAAUAAUGAUAUUAUUGUUGCUGAUAAAUCUGGUGAUGCUUAUCUUUAUUCAUUGAGUAAACCUGAUGAACCUGGUAAACUUAUUCUUGGACAUUUAUCAAUGUUAUUGGAUGUACUUGUUACAAAAGAUAAUAAAUAUAUUAUAACUGCUGAUAGAGAUGAAAAAAUACGUGUAUCUAAAUUUAAAAAUUCAUACAAUAUACAAUCAUUUUGUUUGGGUCAUACUAAAUUUGUUAGUAAUAUAUGUCAAUUACCACAUGAUUCAAGUAUUAUUGCAUCAGCUGGUGGUGAUGGAUUUGUUAAAUUUUGGCAAUAUAAAAAUGGCCAAGAAAUGAAUUCCAUUAAUUAUUCUGAUAAAAUUAAAUGUAAAGAUAUUGUACAUUUAAAUGAAAGUCUAAAUGAUCUUGAGUUGACUGAUCCAAUUGAAACAUUACCAGUUAAACAUCUCAUAUCAACAAUAAUACCCAACAACAACAACAACAACAAUUCAUCAUCAUUGAUAUUAUUGACAUUUUAUGGAAGUGGACUUGUACUUUUAUACAAAAUAACAGGAUCAAUAACAAUUGUCAAUGAUAAUGAUAAUAUUAAAUUUUUACAAUCAAUUAUUAUUGAUGAUGAACCAAUUCAAGUACAUUUUGCAAAUGAUAAAUUAUGGAUGUUGCUGAAAAGUGGUGUGCAAGUUUAUAAGUUUAAUAAUAAUGAUGAAAUGUUUAUCCAAGAUAUUGAAUAUAAUGAUAAACUUGAUAAAUUAAAUAAAUCAUGGAUUAAACUUGAAAAUAAUGUCAAUAAUCAAAUUUUUUAUCCAAUUUUGUAUAAAAGAAAAUUUGACAAUGUUCAAGAGUACAAGGAAAAAAAAAAAUCAAGA